Molecule: messenger RNA, 2730 nt
Organism: Daphnia magna
Lineage: Eukaryota; Metazoa; Arthropoda; Branchiopoda; Diplostraca; Daphniidae
Gene: emp
Product: scavenger receptor class B member 1
Exons: 10
Coding region: 239-1942 (567 amino acids)
Cellular component (GO): lysosome; membrane; cytoplasm
Molecular function (GO): scavenger receptor activity
Source: RefSeq, a predicted model, not a curated record
UGGUAGUUUUUGUUUCUACUGAACCGGUCGUGGUGUGUGUCUCCUGUGUGUAACUAGACAAAACAGCCCCACACAUCUUGCCAUUAAAAGUUCGAACAGAUAUGAAAUUGUUUGCCAAUGCGUUGUGACUGAAAAUUAAUGUAAAAGUUCUUCUUGUCACCAGUCAACAGCCAAACAACAGGCCACAUAGACGUUUCUUAAUAUUGUGCCGGAAAGGAACAAAAGGACGAGAGCGGGAAUGAAAACCGAGGCAGACUGGAAGUACUCGCCCGUCCUUUUAUAUCGGCCGGAAAUUCAUCCGUAUGAUUUUCCCAGGAUGAAACCAAGUUUCCCGAAAACGAGAAGAGCACCUCAGGGGGAGGAUUACCUUGUCAGCACGACAACAUUAUACUGCUGGCUGAUUGGAAUCCUUGCUGUGAGCGCCAUCCUCUUUAUCGUGAUGGGAAUUUUGGUGACCAUGUUCUUUUCCCAGAUCAUCGACAAUUUUAUUUACAAGGAGCUGGUCUUGAAAGUUGGUGGCGAGACGUACGAAAUGUGGCGCAAGCCACCCGUCGAGCCUCAAAUGAAGGUUUAUUUUUUCAACGUCACCAACCCGAGGGAUUUCCUUCAAGGCGAGAAGCCUAUUUUUCGCGAAAUUGGGCCUUACGUGUACAACGAAAAAUGGGAGAAGGUUAAUUUCACCUGGCAUCCAAACGGAACCGUCUCGUACCAGCCGACUAAAACCUUCUUCUUUAACCGGGAGCAGUCCUACGGCGAUGAGUCUGAUUUAGUGCAGACACUCAACAUUCCACUCAUCUCUGCAGCGGAUCAGAUGAAAUAUGCCGUCAAGUUAACUCGUCUAGCUCUCGGCUCAAUGUUAGGCGUCCUCAAUCAAGAGACCUUCACCGUCCGCUCCGUUCGGGAUCUCAUGUGGGGCUACAACGACAGUCUCUUCAAGUUGGCCAAGGAUGUGAUGCCUCCCGAGAACGUUGUGCCCCACGAUCUGUUUGGCCUCUUUGUUGGCAAAAAUGGUUCGGCUGCCGACGGAGUUUUCACCAUUUCUACUGGCGCCAAGUCGAUGUCCAACUACGCCGCUAUUGAUAAUUGGAACGGAAUGACCAAGUUGCCGUUUUGGCAAGCGGACAAGUGUAACCGUAUCGUCGGUACUGAUGGAACGGCGUAUCCGCCAGACUUGACACCCAACACCACCAUCCACAUGUUCAAUCCCGAAUUGUGCCGCAGCCUACCGCUCGUCUAUCACAAGGACGUCGUUCACAACGGAGUCGCUGGCUACCGUUUCGGACCUCCGACCAACACAUUCGAUACGCCGGCCACAAAUCCGGAUAACGCUUGUUUUUGUCCACCUGGCACGAUGGAACGUGAUGGCAAUUGCGGUACUCAAGGGCUAUUCAACAUAAGCUCAUGCAAAUUCGGUGCCCCCAUGGCUAUUUCCUGGCCCCAUUUCCUUUACGGAGAUCCAAAACUCCUUGAAAAUGUCGAAGGAUUAUCUCCCGAUCCAAACCGCCACGGCUUUUUCUUAGACUUUCAGCCGAAAUUGACAAUCGCCAUGUCGGCUAAAGCCCGGAUGCAGAUUAAUCUCAUGCUGUCAAAGGUAGAAGACAUCAAACAGGUGGUUGGACUUCGUGAGAUGGCGUUCCCGCUCUUUUGGUUUGAAACUGGAAUUGAUAAAUUACCAGAAGAUGUGAAUCAAAAGCUAAAAAUGGUGGCCGAGAUGCCUGAAGCAGCUCGAGCGGGAAUCUCUUACUCUAUGUUCGGUUUGGGUGGCAUUCUCCUCUUUUGCGUCGCCCUGAUGAUCUGGAAGCGGAUGAAGAGCAAGUCUUAUGGCGCUGGAGGUAUGAACAACGCCGACGUCGAGUUUGAGAAGCGAACAGACGCCGUCACUGUUCACAAAACCAACGGGAAAAGUCGAUCAGCAGAAGAGUCUACUGAUCUGCCCCGAUAGGUCUUCUCCCGGUCGAUUUUGUAUUUAAAUCACUACACCUUUUUUUUUUUUUUGUUCAUCGAGUUCCAAUCGUUUUCUCGCUCAUCUAUGCCUUUCUUGUUUGUUUGUUUUAUUUUUCUUCUCUUCACCUUUGCUAUGUAUUUUUUUUUCCUUUGUGGCCAUUGCGUGUGUGUGAGUUGUACGUGGUGCCAAACGAUUGACGCGGAGGCGUGUGUUUCGAUUGUGACAUUGGCGAAUUAUUAUUGUUUUUUUCUGCUGUUUUCCCUUCUCACUGGAUCAAACAAUCAUCACCAUGUAUCAUAUACUAUAUAGAAUGGAAAUAUCCCGCUCACUAUUUCUUUUUUUUUUAUUGCCCCCAUUUGUUUGUUUCAGUGGUUUUACUACUCCCAUGUCUAUCUUGUAGAGAUUAUCGCCCUAUUGUAUCCCCGCAUGACAACAUUCCUCAAAAUUCUCUUUUGGGGACCCAAAAAAAAAUAAUUUGUGUUUUCCGAUUGUUUUUCCAUUCCCCCUUUUUUUUUUGUUGGAAAUUCCUUUGCGCUCAAAAAUUGCGUGCCUUUCAUUUUGUUUUGCCAGUCCCGGGUUAUUUUGUAGGUAUAAUCGUUCUUCUUUUCUUUAUUUGUGACGCGCUCUCAAAACAUAUCUCGUAAAUUUUGAUGCGGAUGAAAAUUAAUGAUUCCUUCCCCCCCCCCCCAAGGACCCAUGUUUGGAUGUUCAGCAGCGUGAAUGAGCAGAAGUGUUCCAACCGUUUCCUUUUUUUAAAUGAAAAUAAAAGAAAGAAUUAAAAGAAA